UUCGUUGAUAAAAGUUAACUACAUAACCUAAGGUCUUUUUCCUAAACCAGACAGUCAACAUGGUUCUUCAAAAUAUCCAACAUAUAAUCGGUAUUAUCUUAAUAAUUUAUGGUAACAACUGCAACGAUUGUCAAGCGACGCCAUUAUACGGCCGAGAUGUGAGGUUAGCCGAGAAUAAUGAAUUUCCUUUCGUAGUAUCUCUCAGUCUUAAAUCUAAUAAUAUCGAAAGUGAAAAAAAUCACUUUUGCGGUGGAUCAUUGAUAACGUAUUCACAUGUAUUAACAGCAGAACACUGUGUUAUAAAUAAAUUACAUUAUUACGAUUUGGUGAUCAAAGUAGGGUCUAUUGAUUUGCGAAAUACUUCAAUUUAUCGGGUAGCGUGGUGGAUCACGUACAAUCAAUGGAACGUCAAUUAUAAUGAUGAUGAAAAAAUAGGAAAUACUAGUCAUGACAUUGCCAUUAUUAAGUUGUAUGGGAAUGUCUACUCUUCUAUCAAAUUAGGAAUACUAACCAGGUUUCCCGAUAAGGAUUUAUACGGUAAAAAGGCUGAGACUGCUGGAUGGGGUCGAACAGAAGUUAAGAAACCUGCGAGAUAUUUAAGAACUGUGGAAUUGUUUACACUACAGCCUGAAAAGUAUUUGUUCAAAAACUUCAUUAAUGAUACUGCAUUCCAAAAUAAUUUUUUCACAGAAAAGUUCUUAAUGUCUUCUGCUAAACCACCUGCUUACUUGGGAUGUGGAGAUAGUGGCAGUCCGUUGCUCAUAAAUAAAAGAGAAAUAAUCGGUGUUAAUAAGGGAACCUGCUGUCUGGUUAAUGAUACUAGUACAAUAAAUUAUCAAAACUUGCAUUCAUCAGUCAAUUAUUACAUAAGGUAUAUUAAUGAUGUGAUAAAUCUUUAAUGUAAAUAGUUAUGACUGAAAAGCUGUAAUAUUUGUAGCUUCUGAAAAUAAAAAAUUGGAAA
Phymastichus coffea is the source of this 961-nucleotide messenger RNA. RefSeq names its product granzyme M-like. Lineage: Eukaryota; Metazoa; Arthropoda; Insecta; Hymenoptera; Eulophidae. Gene Ontology annotation, biological process: proteolysis. The record is from RefSeq and is a predicted model, not a curated record. Gene Ontology annotation, molecular function: serine-type endopeptidase activity. The coding region runs from base 60 to 899 and encodes 279 amino acids. The transcript is spliced from 4 exons.